Nilaparvata lugens (brown planthopper) is the source of this 1034-nucleotide messenger RNA. RefSeq lists its product as uncharacterized. Bases 16 to 549 code for a protein of 177 amino acids. The record is from RefSeq and is a predicted model, not a curated record. The transcript has 2 exons. NCBI's taxonomy places the organism in Eukaryota, Metazoa, Arthropoda, Insecta, Hemiptera, Delphacidae.
UCGAAUUUUAUUGAAAUGUACCGUGAUCGUUCUUACUUAUGGGAUUCGAGUGAUGUUGACUAUAAAAACAGAAACAAACGGCAUGAUGGUUUGGUGGAAAUAGCGGUGUCAUUUGGCAUUGAGAAAGUGGAGGUGGAAAAGAAAAUUAGAAAUUUGCAAAGUCAAUUUGCAAGGGAGAAAAAGAAAGAGAGCAAGUCGAGGAAGACCGGGACUGGCGCUGAUGACGCCUAUACAAGCAAGUGGUUUGCCUACAAAGCUUUGAUGUUCUUGGCAGAUAAGAACAAACCCAGGAACACUCAGGAUACAGAGGGAUCACAAGAGCCAGAAUUCAAGGAACAACAGAGAGAAAAUGAUAAUGAAGAAAGCGUCGAACAGUCACAGACAUCAAAUUCGAAAGACAACAAUGGAAGUGCAAGUACACCACCGCCUGAAGACGCAUUUACCUCCCCAAAAACACCAAUUAAAAAGCGCAAAGUAAGAUCAACUUCUGCUGGCAGUGCACCGAUCAUGAAUGAAGCGGUUAACUUAUUGAGAUCUAUUCAGUCAUAGAAGAAAGAAAAAGAUGAGUACGAUUCAUUUGGAGAACAGGUAGCCAUUAAACUGAGGAAAAUUACUUCACCUCAAGCAAGGUUUGAAGCCCAACAAAUAAUUAAUAAAACAUUAUUUGAGGCAGAGAUGGGCAUGGCAGGUUACUCGUACAAUUCCAACACACAUCAACAAACAUAUCCCAAUAUCUUCCCAUCUACAAAUGAAAAUUAUUGACCUCAGUUAUCGCCCUACCCAUUAACACAAUCUCCUACGUUAAAUUCACAAUAUUCAUCUUCAUCUUUUUCUGCCUCUCAGUCCCCAUCAUCUGUUUGGUCUGACAAUAACGAAAACGAGAUCUGAAACAUAUUAAAUUUUACAUGCAAUCAAUAAUUUACAUUUUCAAAUGUUACAUACUUUUUCCAAUUUUAUACUAUGAGCAAAUUUUGUAAGCUGUAAUUUGAAUUGAAUAAACAAAAUAUGAAAAUAAAGUAUUGCAUUUACUAGAA